This is a messenger RNA of Vigna umbellata (rice bean), 849 nucleotides long. NCBI's taxonomy places the organism in Eukaryota, Viridiplantae, Streptophyta, Magnoliopsida, Fabales, Fabaceae. The record is from RefSeq and is a predicted model, not a curated record.
UUCUUGUACAUUGUUGUGUUCUUAUAAUUUUCAUCACAUGCAGGAAGAAAAGGUGUUAAAGGAGCACAGCCUGGUCCCGUACUAACUUGGAUACAAAGAGUUAAAAUUGCUGUAGGGGCAGCCAAAGGGCUUGAGUACUUGCAUGAGAGGGCUGAUCCUCACAUUAUCCAUCGGGACAUCAAGUCAAGUAAUGUACUCAUCUUUGACGAUGAUGUUGCUAAAAUUGCAGAUUUUGAUUUGUCAAAUCAGGCUCCUGACAUGGCAGCACGACUCCAUUCCACUCGGGUCCUUGGAACCUUUGGAUAUCAUGCACCAGAAUAUGCAAUGACUGGUCAAUUGAAUGCAAAAAGUGAUGUAUACAGUUUUGGUGUCGUCCUCCUGGAACUCUUGACGGGAAGGAAGCCUGUUGAUCAUACAUUACCACGGGGGCAACAGAGCUUGGUUACUUGGGCUACUCCAAGACUCAGUGAGGAUAAAGUUAGACAGUGUGUAGAUGCAAGACUAGGAGGAGAUUACCCUCCCAAAGCUGUUGCUAAGAUGGCUGCUGUUGCUGCCCCUUGUGGUGCAAUAUGAAGUGAUAUUAGACCAAACAUGAGUAUUGUUGUCAAAGCUCUUCAACCUUUGUUGAACGCAGACAUGGCCUGCUGGUGAAGCUUCAAACUAAUCUCUCUGACUAUAUUUCUGUCUAUUUGUAUCAAUUGGUCAUGGCCAAUAGUGUGCACGGGAGAUGUAAGAAAGUGACUGCUUCAGAAGCCAAUGGAGAAGAUUACUGAACAUGUUUAUAUAUCCCAUGUUUAUGCAGCAUCAUUUGUUCAUAAUUCAUUGAUACUGAGAUUUACUUCUUUUAUU